This is a messenger RNA of Symphalangus syndactylus (siamang), 4618 nucleotides long. Its product is annotated as proline-rich protein 36-like. The record is from RefSeq and is a predicted model, not a curated record. Lineage: Eukaryota; Metazoa; Chordata; Mammalia; Primates; Hylobatidae.
AAGGAAAGAAAGAAGAAAAGGAAGGAAGCCAGCUAGAGUCGGAGAACUCACUAUACUCAGGCUACUCAGGAAGCAGACAGCAGGGCCUUGCUUUUCCCAGGAAGCUGAGGAGCUCUCCGCCUGGCCUGGCCUUGGCAGCAGGCAGAUUCAAGGAAACUGGAGGCGUGCUGUGUGGAUCGAUCAUGGUGCAAUGAGGGUGGUGUGUCAGAGCAUGCUGCCUAAUGCCUCCAAUGCUGUGGCCUGUGCAUCCUCUUCCCGGUAUUGGAUGAAGGCUGGAAACACCCCAUCCACUGUCCAGAGGAUGGAGCCCUGGGGUCUGGAGAGGACAGGACAUGUGAGAGGCAGAGCCUUCCAUCCCCAUCCCUCAGGCCCCACCCUCCUGCCUCUGCCAGCCUCCCCCACUGCGCCUCAGCAGGCCACAGAAGCCCCUGGGAACUGCCUUCCAACCCCAUUUGCUGCCUCCUCUUCCUCCUCCUCCCCACUCCUAAAACCAGAAAGCUAUCCUCACUGCUGAGCACCUCUGACUGGUCAUCAAUUCAGUGAGGCCCUGGGACCUAGGAUGGAUGGGUGUGGGGUGGUCCCGGCCCUAUAGGGGGAAGGGAGAGGACAGGGCUGGGAGUGGGUCCCUGGAUAGCCUUGACACAGCACUUACCCUCCAGCUGUACUUCAGUCCCUGGGAAGAGAGGGAGGAGGGCAGGAUCUAAGAGGCCAGCCAGGGCCCCACAUUCAAGCACGGGGAGACUGAGUCCCUGAUUUUAGAAUGACAACAUGGCUUAAGAGGGGAAAAUGGCUUAGGCCUUGGAGUUACACAGAUUUGGGUUUAAGUUUAGACUCUCACUUAUUAGUGGGCUACCUUAGGCACAUCACCUAACCUUCUUAGAUUUAUGUCAUUGAUACAGUAAAUGAGUAGUGCUGUGCAUCUUUCAGGGUUAUUUUUAAAAUUAGGUAAGAUGAAAUCUAGAAGCAUCUAGCAUAGAGAACUUAGUAAGUUCUCAGUCUAUAGCAAAUAGUAAUGUUAUUUUUUUUUUUUUAUCAUUGGUGGUGUUUUUGCUGUUAGAAAAGCCCAAUUAUCCCAGGGAGCAAAGCAUUUUUCUGUCAGGCUGUAGGGCUUGACGUAGGAGGUGACCCAGAAGCAGGGAUCAGAGACCAGGCCUAGAGGAGGGAGAGACAAGGAGCCUCCUGGUGAAAGGCAGCUGGACCAUAGGGCAGAUGGGGCCACCACAUCCCCAAAUAUAAGGCCUCUUAUUGGACCAGGCCCAAAUGGGGAUUGAAUGAUGUCCACUUGCACCUUCACCUGUUCCCUGUUCAAGCCUGAGAGGGAUGCAGAGCCUUAGCGUGGACUCUGUCCUGGGAGACUCAGUGCAGGCCUGCUGCUGCCGAGCUAGCAUUCACCACCCAGCCCAGGCUUCUCACCAAGCCUCUGAGACCAGCUCUUCGAGGAUUCUCCACCAUUUCCUUUGCGGCCAUCACCAGUGGCCGCAGCUCUUUCUCCCAUGCCUCUUAUCCCUGGGAGGGCCAGGAGAUUUCACGUCACUGCCUGUUGCCACAUCUUAACCAUUGCUCCUCUGCCCUCAGAUAAAAAUGCUCAAGAAUGGGUACUCCCUCAGCUCCUCUUCCUCACUGUCUUCUGUAAGCCCUUGGUCACUGCCUCAUAAUUAUUACCAUGUCAUUCUCCUCCUCCUGCUCCCCUUCCUGCCACUCUUCCUCCCCCUCCCACUCCUGCUCCUCUUCCCACCACUCUCCCCCUCCUCCUGCUCCUCUUCCUGCCUCUUCCUCCCCCUCCUCUUGUUCCUCUUCCUGCCACUCUUUCCCCUCCUCCUGCUCCUCUUCCCGAUACUCUUCCUCCCCCUCCUGCUGCUCCUCUGAACACCACUCUCCCUCCCUCUCCUCCUGCUCCUUUUCCCACCACUCUUCCUCCCCCUCCUCCUGCUCCUCUUCCUGCCACUCUUCCUCCCUCUCCUCCUGUUCCUCUUCCUGUGACUCUUUCCCCUCCUCCUGCUCCUAUUCCUGCCAUUCUUCCUUCCCUUCCUCCUGCUCCUCUUCCUGCGACUCUUUCCCCUCCUCCUGCUCCUAUUCCUGCCACUCUUCCUUCCCUUCCUCCUGCUCCUCUUCCUGCCAUUCUCCCUCCCCAUCCUCCUGCUCUUCUUUCCGCCACUCUUCCUCCCCUUCCUGCUCCUCUUCCCGCCACUCUUCCUCCCCCUCCUCCUGCUCCUCUUGCCGCCACUCUUCCUCCCCUCCUCCUGCUCCUCUUCCCGCCACUCUUCCUCCCCUCCUCCUGCUCCUCUUCUCGCCACUCUUCCUCCUCCUCCCCCUGCUCCUCUUCCCACCAUUCUCCCUCCCCCUCCUCCUCUUCCUGCCACUCUUCUCCUCCUCCUCCUGCUCCUCUUCCCACCACUCUUCUCCUCCCCCCCCUCCUGUUUCUCUUCCUGCCACUCUUCCUUCUCCUCCCCCUGUUCCUCUUCCUGCCACUCUUCCCCCUCCUUCUGCUCCUAUUCCUGCCACUCUUCCUCCCCCUCCUCCUUCUCCUCUUCCCACCACUCUUCCUCCCCCUCCUCCUGUUCCUCUUCCUGCCACUUUUCCCCCUCCUUCUGCUCCUAUUCCUGCCACUCUUCCUCCCCCUCCUUCUGUUCCUCUUCCUGCCACUCUUCCCCCUCCUUCUGCUCCUAUUCCUGCCACUCUUCCUCCCCCUCCUCCUGUUCCUCUUCCUGCCACUCUUCCCCCUCCUUCUGCUUCUAUUCCUGCCACUCUUCCUCCCCCUCCUUCUGUUCCUCUUCCCGCCACUCUUCCUCCUCCUCCUGUUCCUCUUCCUGCCACUCUUCCUCCUCCUCCUGUUCUUCUUCCUGCCACUCUUCCUCCCCCUCCUCCUCCUGCUCCUCCUCCUGCUCCUCUUCCUGCCACUUUUCCUCCCCCUCCUCCUGUUCCCCUUCCCGCCACUCUUCCUCCUCCUUCUGCUCCUCUUCCCACCAUUCUUCCCCCUCCUCCCUCUGUUCCUCUUCCCACCACUCUUCCCCCUCCUCCUUCUGUUCCUCUUCCCGCCACUCUUCCUCCCCAUCCUCCUGCUCCUCUUCCCACCACUCUCCCCCUCCUCCUGCUUCUCUUCCUGCCACUCUUCCUCCCCCUCCUCCUGUUCCUCUUCCUGCCACUCUUUCCCCUCCUCCUGCUCCUAUUCCUGCCAUUCUUCCUCCCCCUCCUCCUGCUCCUCUUCCUGCCACUCUUCCUCCCUCUCCUCCUAUUCCUCUUCCUGCCACUCUUUCCCCUCCUCCUGCUCCUAUUCCUGCCACUCUUCCUUCCCUUCCUCCUGCUCCUCUUCCUGCCAUUCUCCCUCUCCCUCCUCCUGCUCCUCUUCCCACCACUCUUCCUCCUCUUCCCGCCACUCUUCCUCCCCCUCCUCCUGUUCCUCUUCCUGCCACUCUUCCCCCUCCUCCUGCUCCUCUUCCCGCCACUCUUCCUCGCCCUUCUCCUGCUCCUCUUCCCGCCACUCUUCCUCCCCCUCCUCCUCUUCCUGCCACUCUUCCUCCUCCUCCUCCUGCUCCUCUUCCCACCACUCUUCUCCUCCCCCUCCUCCUCCUGUUUCUCUUCCUGCCACUCUUCCUUCUCCUCCUCCUGCUCCUCUUCCUGCCAUUCUCCCUCCCCCUCCUCCUGCUCCUCUUCCCACCACUCUUCCUCCUCUUCCCGCCACUUUUCCUCCCCCUCCUCCUGCUCCUCUUCCCGCCACUCUUCCUCCCCCUCCUCCUGCUCCUCUUCCUGCCACUCUUCCUCCCUCUCCUCCUGUUCCUCUUCCUGCCACUCUUCCUCCCUCUCCUCCUGUUCCUCUUCCUGCCACUCUUCCUCCCCCUCCCCCUGCUCCUCUUCCUGCCACUCUUCCUCCCCCUCCUCCUGUUCCUCUUCCUGCCACUCUUUCCCCUCCUUCUGCUCCUAUUCCUGCCACUCUUCCUCCCCCUCCUCCUGUUCCUCUUCCUGCCACUCUUCCUCCUCCUCCUGUUCCUCUUCCCGCCACUCUUCCUCCUCCUCCUUUUCCUUUUCCUGCCACUCUUCCUCCCCCUCCUCCUCCUGCUCCUCUUCCUGCCACUUUUCCUCCCCCUCCUCCUGUUCCCCUUCCCGCCACUCUUCCUCCUCCUGUUCCUCUUCCCGCCACUCUUCCCCCUCCUCCUUCUGUUCCUCUUCCCGCCACUCUUCCUCCCCCUCCUCCUACUGCUCCUCUUCCUGCCACUUUUCCUCCCCCCGUCCUGCUCCUCUUCCUACCACUCUUCCUCCUCCUCCUCCUGUUCCUCUUCUCGCCACUCUUCCUCCUCCUCCCCCUGCUCCCCUUCCCGCCACUCUUCCUCCCCAUCCUCCUGUUUCCCUUCCCGCCACUUUUCUUCCACCUCCUCCUGUUCCUCUUCCCACCACUCUUCCCCCUCCUCCUCCUGUUCCUCUUCCCACCACUCUUUCUCCUCCUCUUGUUCCUCUCCUUGCUUCUUUUCCUUCCUUUUGUUCUCCUCUUCCUUCUGUCAUCACUAUCAUUAUCAUCAUAGCUGUCACUUAUUAAGCUCUUCAGUUUAUCAGCUUUCCUUGAAUUCAUUCAGUUCUCAUAAUAACCCUAUAGCAAGGUACUGUUAUUAUCUCCAUCCUAGAGAUU